Molecule: messenger RNA, 1518 nt
Organism: Fragaria vesca subsp. vesca
Lineage: Eukaryota; Viridiplantae; Streptophyta; Magnoliopsida; Rosales; Rosaceae
Product: F-box/FBD/LRR-repeat protein At1g13570-like
Exons: 4
Coding region: 1-1518 (505 amino acids)
Molecular function (GO): protein binding
Source: RefSeq, a predicted model, not a curated record
AUGAAAACAGAGCUGUGGUCCUCAUCAAGAAUAUUGAAGAAAAAGAAGAUGAAGCGGGACAGAAUAAGCAACCUACAUGAUGAUAUUAUACAACAAAUCCUGUCAUGUUUGCCGAUCAGGGACGCAGUGAGGACAAGAAUUUUGUGCCGUAAGUUGAAGUCCAAAUGUGAUAAUCUUCCAUGCCUUGUAUUCGACGAUCAGUGUUGUCUCUGGGAUCAAGCUAGCACCACAUUUGAGUGCAUUGUUGAUCAUGUUCUUCUCUUUCAAAUUGGCUCCAUACACACCUUCAAGAUUUCUCGUAAAGACCUAGCUGCUGUGGAUCUCAAUAGAUGGAUCUAUCGUGUGUCGAAAUCCUCCGUCAAGAAGUUCACACUGGAGCUGUGGAGAGGUCCUCCUUACAAUGUCUCUUCCAGUUUGUUUCUGUGUAAGAAUUUGGUUCAUUUAGAGUUAUAUAAUUGUGUGCUUAAACUCCCGUCGACAUUCAAAGGCUUCAGGACAUUGAAGAUCUUAUAUACUCAAAUGGUUACCAUUGCGCAAGAUGACUUCGAAAAGAUGAUUAGUUGCUCUCCUCAGCUUGAGAGACUGAUUCUGUGUGAAUUUGAUGGUAUCAAAAAUCUCAACAUUGAUGCACCAAAACUCCAGUACCUUACGGUCAAAGGUGAUUUUGAGGAUGUUGACAUUGGGAUGAAUACCUUAAACCUUGUUCAUGUGUCCAUUGAACAGCAAAAGGCAGCUCCUAUCAGUUGUACCAAUUUGGAAAAGUUCUUUUCUCAACUGACCCUUAUCGAAAAUCUCUCAAUUGAGGGUGUUUUCUUAGAGUCUUCUGCUGGUGCCUUGCAAGAUGAGCUGCCGAAACCUUAUUUAUCUCUCAAGGUUCUUCGCUUAGGCAUACUCUGGAAUAAUAUGGAUGAGAUUGUAGCUGCUGUACGCAUUCUGAGAAGCUCUCCUGCCCUAAAAGAGCUAGAAAUUUCUCUUUGCCAAGAAGCUGAGGCUGCUGAUGCUAAUGCUAAUGCCGGAGACACAACUUUUUGGUUAAAUCAUAUGCUAAAUGAUUACCAGAACUGGGAAUUGACCCAACUUAGACUUGUGAAAGUAUCCGGCUUCUCUGGUGUCAAAGCUGAAGUGGACUUCAUCAAAUAUCUGCUUUUAAGGUCCCCUGCUCUUCAACAAUUAGAAAUUUUGGCUCAGAGACAAUAUGGGGAUGUUAGGGGAGAAGUGAGCUCUUGGUUAGACGACAGCCAAGUCUGUGCAUUCAACCAACUGCGAGUUGUGAAAGCAAGUCGCAUUUCCGGUGUCAAAGCUGAAGUAGAACUCAUCAGAUUUCUGCUUUUAAAUUCACCUGUGCUUGAGAAGAUGAUUCUUCGGCCACUUCACAGUUCUGGUGGUUGUCGGUUAUUGAAGAAGCUGCUCAUGUUUAGGCGCGCUUCGGCACAAGCACAGAUAGAGUACUUGCAUCCAUUAAAGCUUGUACAUUCCUAUUCUGAGUCUGACUCUAGCUCUCCAUCUGACUCGGACUAA